Spea bombifrons (plains spadefoot toad) is the source of this 1893-nucleotide messenger RNA. Its product is annotated as protein ABHD15-like. The transcript is spliced from 3 exons. Bases 140 to 1480 code for a protein of 446 amino acids. Gene Ontology annotation, molecular function: monoacylglycerol lipase activity; short-chain carboxylesterase activity. Lineage: Eukaryota; Metazoa; Chordata; Amphibia; Anura; Pelobatidae. The record is from RefSeq and is a predicted model, not a curated record.
UGCUCGGAACACUUCCUCCUCGUACCUCCUUAAUGCAGCAAUGAUUCGAGCACCUGCACCUUUCUGCCUACUUUUUGCUAUCACGCUCUUUCACCUUCUUUAGUUCUGCGAUCGGAUCCUUGCAGUGGCUUCUUCUGCAAUGCUAGAAUGGGCUGCCUCCCUGUUAGGAACACUUCUACUCCUGCUUUUCUUAUCCUAUAAGACGUGGUGCAUUAACACUUUAAGGACAGUCGUCUCUUCAAAGCCCCUGGAAGGGCUGGAUGAUCACAAAUUGAUCUACAAGCCAUCAGCUCUAGCAAACUACCUGGUGAAACAGUGCAAGACUUUCAGUGGCUUUACGAAAGUUCAUUGGCUAUGGAGGACCUUUCCAAACCUGCAGACCUUGGUGGGGGUCCUGGGUCCAGUGGACAAAGGGGUUCAUUUUGUAAGAGAGCAUCUUCAGCUCAGUGAUGAUGGGCUGGUGGCGCUGGACUGGGCAGUGAAGCCUGGACAUCAGCAGAAGAGAAGGAGAGCCUCCAGUAACUCAUCUGUACCUAUUUUACUGGUCAUCCCAAACUCAAUUGGCAAGAUCACUAGGAACACCAGUAAGAUGUGCCACUUGGCCCUUACUCAAGGGUAUCAGGCAGUUAUCUUUAAUCGUCGGUGCCAAAAUGGUUGUCCAUUAAACACAAUCAAGCUUCAGCCCUACGGGGACCCUAAUGACCUACGAGAAGCUGUACGCUAUAUCCGUCACUGUCAGCCCUCAUCUCGGCUGUUUGCAGCAGGGGAAGGAACGGGUGCUGGGCUACUUCUGUCCUACCUGGGCGAAUGUGGCUCAUCCAGCUACAUCACAGCAGCAGGCUGCAUCUCUCCACUGUUUCGCAUGCAGGACUGGUUUGAAGCUGGCUGUCCUUGGCUGUGGAGAAACCUAAUACUCUUGUAUCAAAAGAUCCAACUAAGCAGGUAUGUUACUGCCUUGGGGCAAAUAAUAAAUACUGACAAACUUUUUGGGAGCAAAACUUUGCAGGAGCUGGAAGAGGUGUUGUUCUGCCAAACUAAGGUUUCUGGCAAUCUGUCAUGGGAUUCCUACUGGGAGAAAAAUGAUCCUCUCAGAGACAUUGAUGAAGUUGCUAUUCCAGUGCUUUGUAUCUGCAGCCAAGAUGACCCAAUACGUGGAGACCCAAACAACACUGUUCCCAUUGAGCUGUUUGAGACAAACCCCCAUUUCUUUCUGCUGCUUACUCGCCAUGGUGGCCACUGUGGAUUUAUUAAAGAGGACAUGGCCAGUACUAUAUGGAGUCACAGUGCUUUAUUAGAUUUUUUUAAGUCUGCUGUGGAUUUCUUUGUGAUGGAAGAAAAGUUGAAAGGUCUGUCCAGGAGGAAAAGAAAAGUCUCCAUCUCUCUGAACAGAAUGGCCCCAGACAGAACUUGUAGGAACGAGCAAAGCUGCCCUCAUAACAUUCAUGAAAUUUAUAACUGGCAAAGAUCUUAUACAAGAUGACAGAAGCUAUAGUGAUCAAACUCUAUGCCAAGGUGGUAAGGCUUCUGCCUUUCCAAACAUAUGCAUCUAUCAACCUUUGGUCAGCAUCACUGACGGUCAAAUGGCAUCUCUGCUGGAAGCUAGCAAAAUUGACUCGCCUCUUAAUUUAUUGGGAUGACAAAUAAAAUAUUUUAUUUCUCAAUCAACAGACUGUUGCCAGAGCCAAAAAAAAUAUGUGGUUCGGAGCUGGUGAUUUUCCCCAGACUUUAAGGCUUUAAAAUAGUUGGGUUGUGUAUAUUUAAUGUGUAUUUUGUAACUGUGUUGUCAUUAAAGAUUGUAAAGACAUAGAUACGAGUGGGGUGCUAAUAUAUAAACUGCAUUAAGUGCUCACUAUACUGUCGGUGAUGUUAUCAAUAACAAAAGACUAUAAGCCA